Pisolithus orientalis is the source of this 855-nucleotide messenger RNA. RefSeq lists its product as uncharacterized. Gene Ontology annotation, molecular function: dioxygenase activity. NCBI's taxonomy places the organism in Eukaryota, Fungi, Basidiomycota, Agaricomycetes, Boletales, Pisolithaceae. The coding region runs from base 1 to 855 and encodes 284 amino acids. The record is from RefSeq and is a predicted model, not a curated record. The transcript has 11 exons.
AUGUCUCUGGCACAAACUGCACCUUCGGCAAGCGGUGCCUUCGAUAGCAUACCCAUUAUUGACAUAGGACAUGCGUCAACACUUGAAGAGCGGGCUGCGUUGGCUCGGCAGAUAAGGGACGCGUGCACGAAUGUCGGGUUCUUCUACAUUAAAAAUCAUGGUGUACCUGAAGAGACAAUCGACAAGGCGCUUUCGGCCAUGAAAGCUUUCUUUUCUCUCUCAACUGAGGCGAAGAUGAAGAGUAAGCUUCACCACCGACAAGGCGCGCAUUACAGAGGAUAUGAGCCCCUUCUAGAUUCCAACAUCAACCCAACGAACAAAGGUGAUCUGUACGAAAGCUUCAUGAUCGGUUGGGAAAAACUGGUACCAGAAGAAAAUGUUGGCGAUACUCCGGCAGUUGCGAACCGAUGGCCCUCGGAACCCGCUGGGUUCCGUGAAGCCUUCCUCGAUUACUACCAUGCAACUUUGGGUGUCGCAAAGGGUUUUCAGCUCAGGCAUAACCCAAUGAUGCGGGGUCUUCAUUAUCCCCCUCAAACAGGUCCCGAAGACGAGCGCAUCAUGGGAAUCGGUGCCCACUCAGAUUUCGAGUGUUUCACUAUCUUAUGGCAAGAACCUGGUAUCCAGGCCCUCCAGAUCCUAAACUCGGAGAAGCAAUGGAUAAAUGCCACCCCGGUUCCCGGUACUCUGGUCAUCAAUAUCGCCGACCUGCUUUCGCGAUGGACGAAUGACGUAUUUAGGUCGACCGUGCACAGAGCUAUUAACAGGAGCGGUUUCAGCCGUUAUUCUAUCCCGAUGUUCAUCGGUGCAAAUUCCGACGUCGUCGUCGAGCCCAUACCGAGCUUGUGUAUCUCCUGA